CUCAUGCCUGAAAGAAACACAGUAGAGUAGUUGACAACUUGACAGUUUUCUCUUUCAUGACCAUGGCCCGGACCCUCGGUAACAAAACGGGUUUUCACCACCUCCUGACCCGAUUCACAAUCUCACGACGGCCACUGCAAACCCUAGCCUACGAAGAGCUCCGGCACUCCGCCGACCCAGAACCCUACCGCGCCACCGCUUUUGUCCUCCAUGGCCUUCUGGGCUCCGCCAGAAACUGGAGAUCUUUCUCUCGCGCCCUCCUCUCUAAUAUCUCCAACCCAUCUGGUUGGAGAUUGGUGCUUGUGGAUUUGAGGAACCAUGGGAGGUCAGCUGAGAUCGAAGGUCUGAACCCACCUCAUGAUUUGGUCAAUGCGGCCCAAGAUUUGGCUCAUUUGAUUCAGACUCGAGGUUGGGCAUGGCCGGAUGUUGUUCUUGGCCACUCCAUGGGUGGUAAGGUUGCUCUGCAAUUUGCAGAAAGCUGUGCUCGUGGUCACUAUGGUGGUUCCGCUAAGUUGCCCAAGCAGCUGUGGGUAUUGGAUUCCGUUCCAGGAGAAGUGAUCCGUGAAAGCAGUGAUGGGGAAGUUGAGAAAGUUUUGCAGACAUUGCAGAGUCUACCUUCAUCAAUUCCAUCACGAAAGUGGCUUGUGGAUCAUAUGAUUGAACUUGGGUUCUCAAAGUCAUUGUCAGAAUGGAUAGGCACCAACCUCAAAAAACAGGGAGAUCAUGAGACAUGGGCGUUCAAUCUUGACGGUGUUGUCCAGAUGUUCAAGUCUUACCAGGAGAAGUCCUAUUGGCAUCUGUUAGAGCAACCCCCAAAAGAUAUGGAGAUAGCUGUUGUGCGUGCUGAGAACAGUGAUCGUUGGGACCCGGAUGUGAUUCAACGGCUUGGAAGCCUUGCCAAUCGGGAAGGAGAUGGAUCGAAGGGAAAGUUUUCAGUUCAUGUUCUCCCCAAGUCAGGCCAUUGGGUUCAUGUGGACAAUCCAAAAGGUCUUCUUGAGAUUGUGGCACCUAGGAUUUCAUCCCUAUGACAAGUUUUUUAUGAUAGUUGGGUUUUAACUUUUAAGUCACCUGUCGCAGAAAA
Molecule: messenger RNA, 1081 nt
Organism: Prunus avium (sweet cherry)
Lineage: Eukaryota; Viridiplantae; Streptophyta; Magnoliopsida; Rosales; Rosaceae
Source: RefSeq, a predicted model, not a curated record